Messenger RNA from Colletotrichum karsti, 2313 nucleotides. RefSeq names its product acetylornithine deacetylase. The transcript has 3 exons. Gene Ontology annotation, molecular function: hydrolase activity. NCBI's taxonomy places the organism in Eukaryota, Fungi, Ascomycota, Sordariomycetes, Glomerellales, Glomerellaceae. The record is from RefSeq and is a predicted model, not a curated record. The coding region runs from base 1 to 2313 and encodes 770 amino acids.
AUGACCGCUGUGCCAGCUUCCAACGACUACAGUCUCCUAGACGCCUGGGUUGAUGCCCAUUUCGAGGAAGAAUUGACUUUCCUUCAAAGCCUGGUGAGGGUGCCGACGGAUACCCCUCUCGGCGACAAUGCCCCGCAUGCGGAGGUCACUGCCGAAUUACUGCACGGCUUCGGCUUCGAAGCCGAGCGCCAUCCGGUACCCGAGGACAAAGUACUCGACUAUGGAAUGAAGUCUAUCACGAACCUGAUUGUACGCCGUCAUUAUAACGAAGGCGGCCGAACGGUAGCUCUCAAUGCCCAUGGUGAUGUUGUUCCGCCUGGCGAGGGUUGGACCCGAGAUCCCUACGGCGCGGUCAUCGAAGACGGCGUCAUGUACGGCCGAGCGACGGCCGUCAGCAAGAGCGAUUUCGCCAGCUUCACUUUCGCGGUGCGCGCUCUAGAGUUUUUGAAGGCCCCCUUGAGAGGAUCAGUUGAGCUUCAUUUCACCUACGACGAGGAGUUCGGCGGCGAGCUCGGUCCCGGUUGGCUUCUGAGCCAAGGUCUCACAAAACCCGAUUUGCUCAUUGCAGCAGGCUUCUCUUAUGAAGUGGUCACUGCGCAUAAUGGCUGCCUUCAGAUGGAAGUCACCGUCAAUGGCAAGCAAGCUCAUGCUGCCAUUCCUGACACCGGCGUCGAUGCGCUUCAGGGUGCGGUGACGAUCCUGAAUGCUCUCUAUGCUCUCAACGCUCGUUAUCGGGAGGUUCGCUCCGAAGUAGCAGGCAUCACUCAUCCGUACCUCAACGUCGGUCGCAUCGAGGGCGAUACGAAUACCAACGUUGUGCCUGGCAAAGUGGUUUUCAAGCUCGAUCGCCGCAUGAUUCCGGAAGAAGAUCCCAAAGAGGUCGAGGCGGAAGUUCGCCGGACCAUUGCCGAGGCUUCGGAAGGUCUGCCGGGUAUCUCGGUGGAUCUCCGCCGGCUGCUCCUCGCCAAUUCCAUGCGCUCAAAUCCCGGGAACGAGCCGCUGGUUCAAGCGAUCCAGAAGCACACCGCGCAGACUUUCGGCCAGCCGGCCACAGCGACGGGAACCCCGCUUUACACCGAUGUGCGGCUGUAUGCGGAGGCCGGGAUUCCCGGCGUCAUUUACGGCGCGGGUCCGCGGACGGUCUUGGAGUCCCACGCUAAGCGGGCGGACGAACGGCUCCAGCUUGAUGAUCUGAGGCGUGCUACGAAGGUUAUCGCUCGCACUUUGCAGUUGUACACCGGUCCUGGAAUCCCGAAAGGACCAGAUGACUAUCUCUACACCGAUCGGCCCCAGCUCGGGCUGCGUGUAAUCUCGUUCAAGAACUCAACGAUUGUCGUUCUGUACUGGCUACAUCUGUCUCUGGAUGCUAUCGCGUUGGGUUCUCUUCUCAAGGCCUGGACACUGAUGCUUCAGGGACGGGAGAGUGAGAUCCUGGAGCCUCUCAGUGACUACCCCCUGGAAGACCUGGGCAAGAACCCAACUGAGCCUCAUCUUCUCGUCGACCAACGUUUGUCCACGAUUGGUCUUGCGAGAUGGUUGUUUUGGAACUUAUACAACCUCGCUAUCAGACCAAGAGAGAAUCGCAUUGUUUGCAUUCCAGCUGCAUACUUGAAAGAUUUGAGGGAGAAGGCCACGAAGGAGCUAGCAACCCAAGCUGCCCUGAAAGGGAUUACAGAAGCUCCCUCUUUAAGUGAAGGAGACGUUAUUCUGGCAUGGCUUGCCCAAGUGGGAUUCUCAAAUCUCCCAAAAGACUCCAAGCAGCCUGUGGCCUUACAGCAAGCAUUUGAAUGGCGGAAAACCUUGUCUGAUCUUAUGCCCGCCAAUAGACCGACUCUCGGCAACUGUAUCGGCUUCACUGUUACAGUUAUACUCGCAAAAGACCUACUUCAAAGGCCGCUCAGCUAUGUGGCUUCCCAAAUUCGCGGAGCACUCAAUGUGCAGCGCUCGCGUGAGCAGAUCGAGGCAUACACCUCGUUCAUCAGGGAGGAUCCAAGGAGCAGAGCCCCGCCAUUGUUUGGAGAUGUCUCUAUGAAGUUACUCAUGUUCUCGAACUGGCAGAAGGCGACAUUGUAUGAAACUGAUUUCUCGGCGGCAGCUCGUAGCCCAACGGGCACUCCAUUGUUUCCGUCUUACAUCCAGACCGUACAAGGCCCGUACAAUUUCAAUGAUGGACUAAUCAUGGUCGGCAAAGACCCCAAGGGAAACUAUUGGUUUGGGGGAUACAGGGCGGAGGGGCUUUGGGAGAUGAUGAACAGGAAAAUGCGGGAGGACGAUAACGAACCUCAGCCCAAGAUGGAUCUCGGGGAGAAAUGA